GCGUGUAACAAAGCGGUGCAGAACACUCAGAUGCUAGCUAGCAAACGGGAGGGUGAGAUGGUUUGUCGUUGAGGUAAUGGCAGUGUUUGUGGAUGCUGAUUUGUACAGCCAAGACCACGAAAUCCGUGUAUCUGUUGGGUGUGUACACCAAGUGAAGUGCUCUGUCUUGUUUUGAGGUCAUGUGGCGAUGAUGUGCAGGCUUCCAGCGUACAAGUGUGUUGAAAGGUGUGUUCUACAGGAUGAACGUGAGUCGACAUAGAAGUGAACAGCUGACUAAAAGAUGUGCCACGCAGUGCCUUACAGAUAUCGUUAUAUUUUGCCAUCAUAUAACAUCACAUUUGAAGCAAGUGACAUUGCUAUUUUUAAUAUGUAGUGCAGCAGGUGGACUGAGUGCGUUUAAAUUCCUUAUAAGAUGCUCUCUUUUGGUCUUUGUCUGACAUAUUAUUGUUGUUAUUAUAUUAUCCAGUCGGUACGUUCUGAAACAUGUUUGUUUGCUCAACAAAAUUUUUUGUUUUUUCAAGAUGCGAAAGCUACCUGCAUUAAGCCCCCCCCCCCUUUUUGUAAGCGCCAAAACAUGCCCACAAAAUGUGUAAAUUGUGACGAGUGACGUUAGAACAAAGAGGAAGUUUGUCUUAAAACGUAGAAGUUGUGUUAUGAAAAGAAGAAUGCGUCGCUGGAAUUUUACUCUUUGUUUGACUGCAGUGUGCGCGCUGUUUGUUGUAAUGCUGUGGGUGACCGUAACGGAUGACACAGGGAGUAUCAUCGGCGGCAGUUUUCUCUACCGUAUUGCUGCACCUGUCUUAACCCUAGGGAGCACCAGUAACCUCAGCGAUGUUAAUACUAACGGCAUCUCUUGUUACGAUGACGAAGCUAGCAACACCGUCGAGGAAAUUACUUCGUCUGUAUCCCCGCCUCCGACGAAAGGGAAGAGUAUAUUCUUUCACGAAACUUCUUGUGCGUCUAGUACUCAAGAUGGCAUCGUAUUGACAGCGAGACAGGCAUGCGCUGUUGAAUCUGCCGCCAAAAUGAAUCCAGACUUGGAAGUUUAUUUAUUAUUUACAGCGCCCAUUAAUUUACGAAAUUCUACACUGAAGAACAAGAUUGUUACUCAGUUGUUAUCAUAUCCGAAUAUCCACGUUAGACAUCUUCAUUUUGAAAAAUAUUUUAUGGGGUCGCCAUUGGAGAAGUGGUACAAAGGAGGGGCUCUCAAAGCCAGCAGGUGGCCUCGGUCCCACGCUAGUGAUGCCCUACGCUUUCUGACUCUUUGGAAGUACGGCGGAACAUAUCUCGACCUCGACGUCAUCGUCACCAGGUCCUUCUCCGGCCUCAGCAAUUUUGCCGGUGCAGAAUCCAACACCGAUGUUGCAGCUGGAGUUCUCAACUUCGAUUCAGAAGGCCUGGGACAUGAGAUGGCCGAGGCUUGCUUAGAUAACCUGCAAAGCGAAUUUCGUGGUGACGACUGGGGAAACAAUGGCCCUGGGGUUAUUACGAGGGUCCUCAAGAAGCUGUGUGGAGCGCAGAAGGUGCGAGACAUGACUCCUGAGCGGUGUCGUGGGUUUGUCGUUCACCCACCGACCGCCUUCUACCCGAUUCCGUGGAGGCAGUGGAAGCUGUACUUCGACGAAUCAGCAAGUGCAAAAACGAUGGCCCGGUUGAAGAACAGCAUUGCCAUCCACGUUUGGAAUAAAUUCAGCGCCACCAAGAACGUCACCGUUGGUUCCAGGCAGCCAUAUGGACUCAUUGCACAAGAAUUCUGCCCCAAAGUGUACUCCCAUUGUGGACCAAUUUUUUGAGACAAGUCAGCAGUUCGGUCUGCUGUGCAAUUUUUCAUCGCGCGUGCGCAUGCUAUGGGAAAUCAAUGGUGAAGAGUACGAGGGGGUGGGUUGAUCUUACAGCGCAUGCGCACUUCGCCGUUUCCCCAUUCCAAAGACGUACUCAAGUAAUGCAGUACAUUGUGAAAACGAAGAGUGUGUCUGCGGGGAUUGGGGGUCGACGCAUGCGCUAUGGAAGUGUCUAGCGUAGCCGUUCAUCGUAACCCCACUCCCAGCGGACUACUUGAGGUGUACUGACAGUGCUUAUUUGUUCCUGUCGAACCAGGUACAUUGUUGUUAUAAUGGAAACAGACUCCGUAUCUUAUGAGAAAAGACAUUUCUGUAAAAAAAAUUUUUUUACCUCAUUUGUAUUAUUGUUACGAAAACAGGAAAUUUCGUUGCAAACAUGCCAUUUCGCUUCCAGUUCUUAUCGGAGUUCAAUAAUAAUCGUGCCUACAUGAGAGAUUCUUGUUUGCUCAUUGUAUUGUACUUCUGACAUUACUGAAGCUCCUUACGCAUUUGUUCCAGGUACAUUUGAUUGAUUUAACUGUUAGGUUGGUAGAAGAAUGGAAUAAUGAUGAUAAAACCAAAACAAACAUUCCUGUACAUUAGUUGGGAUUCAUACUCGGAACAAAAGAAUGUUAUUCUGUGUCUUGGACUACAGCAAUGAUUUAUGAACUUUCUGGAUAAUCACGACACUUACAAAGGAAGGCAAGAACGAAUUUCGUUAUUUAUAUUUAAUUAUAAUGACACAACGAACAUGUAAAUAGAUUAUUACUGUUAUAAGAAAUUAUUCUUGUUUUGAGAAAUAUAGAAUACAAAUGUGAUACAAAGGUUUAUUUUGUAAAUUUUCACUGAUUUGACGAUGCUGAAUGUUGUAGGGUUCGAGAAACAGAAUAAUAAAUUUUAAUCCAAAUUUGACACCAUUGAGAAGAACUGUAAUCCAGUUUGUGUUGUUUUGUAAACACUCCAGGGCACCCAUAAUUGUAUAAAAUUAUUUGCAAGUUGGAAGUAAAAUGGCAUGAUAUACCGAGUUUGAAAGUUUCGCUUCUUGAGAAGUAAGAAUGUUAUUCUGGUGAAACAUUGAUCUCAGAAAAGGAAAAUAUUUGAAAUUAGUAAUUAUAGUUUUAACAGAAUGGAAACCAAUUUUGCCUGGUGUGAAUUGAUAUUAGCUAGUCAUUAAUAAUUAAUAUGUAUCUCUUCCUUCACUGGACAUUCAAAAACAAGAAAAGUGAAUGUGCAAAACUUUGGAUAUUUUUGAGCCGGUUCUUUAAAAGAGCUUGAAUAUUUGAGCCGGUUCUUUAAAAGAGCUUGAAUAUUUGAGCCGGUUCUUUAAAAGAGCUUGAAUAUUUGAGCCGGUUCUUUAAAAGAGCUUGAAUAUUUGAGCCGGUUCUUUAAAAGAGCUUGAAUAUUUGAGCCGGUUCUUUAAAAGAGCUUGAAUAUUUGAGCCGGUUCUUUAAAAGAACUUGAAUAUUUUAGCCGGUUCUUUAAAAGAGCUUGAAUAUUUGAGCCGGUUCUUUAAAAGAGGUUGCAUUUUUGAGCCGGUUCUUCAAAGGAGCUGGUGUGAAUAGGAAGAACUGUGCUUCUUGUCAUGGUGUUCACGUGGUACCACAGAUGCUUCAUAUUGACAGCAGAAAGAGCACUUUAACAUUGCAUGUAGUAUGUCACGGUGUUAUGUUCCAAAUCAAGAUUCGUACGUAAAUAAGUAAUUAAUUAAUUGUAACCCAAAGGUUGAGUGCCAUGUUUACAAGAACCCACCACUGGAUUCUACCCAGAGCUAGAUUUAUUCAAACACUAGCCUCAAUAUCGGUCUUAAUAUUAUGCUUCCGUUUAUAUCUAGAUCUUCCAAGUGGUCACUUGCUUUCAGGUUUUUUUUCUACGAAUUUUCAUCUGUGCCAUGCAUGCUACAUGUGUUGUUCCUCCCUCCUUACUUAAUUUGACCAUCCUAAUUAUUGGUGACUUGCUCAUAUUAUGGAUUAUUUAUAUAUAAUUUAAUUUUCAAAUUGUUUCUUUAAUGAUUGAUUGUCACGAGCUUGUUCUCGUCAUGUAGACCAAUUUUUUUCAUGGAAUGUUUUGUUUGGGAGUGUCUAAGAAAGAGUGAAGUGAAAACACGUAAUCAGGAAAGAUAUUUUCACGUGUUAUAAUAUCGCGACCAUUUUUUUUUUUAAGGACUGUGGUGUUUGCUUUAACACAUUCACUGCCAUUAUUUCCGGUGUGGAUUUAAAUACCUUGUGCUAAGCGUUUAUCGACGCUGGGAUGUUUUUAACAUGGAUAGAAGAAAAAAAACCAGAUGUAAAUGCACGCAAUUUUCAGGUUACCAUUUAAUAUUGAUUUAGGUUGUAAUGUGUUCACUUUCAUACGAACAUUUAAUCUUACGACACUUUGCAUCAGUCAUCUUUAUACAAAGGAAUGGUAAGUUGUAAUGCCGGAGGAUUUCGCUUAUAAAUACGUAAAUUGAAACGUCAAAACUUCCUUCAUCGUCUGUGAACAUGAGGUAAGUCUAUCCGUACAUCAGCACCAAAAUUUUGAUGGACCCGCGUGGCACUGGCGGCGUGAGGUAAGGAGAAUGACGUUGGACGACGCGUUCGGAAGUGAAUGUGUUAAUCUUGCGGUAUGGAACUCACACGAGUUGAUCUUUUUUGACUGCCAAUUUAUUAGUGAGAGUUUGUUCUUGAAAAAGGAUAUGUCAAAAUGUGUUUUAUCUGUGAUCUCCUUUCAUCGCAUUCCUUUAACUAGUUCCAAGAACUACUCUUUGUAUACGUAAUAAAGGCUUUAUUGGGUGUUCAUCUAAAAGGUGCUAGAAGAGUACAUUGUUAAUAUAUGUUGUAUUUUGAAAGAUAUGUUACUAUGGGGGUGAAUAAUUACAUGGACCACCAUUUUGAGAAUAAACUGCAACACGUUUCAGAAUUA
Zootermopsis nevadensis is the source of this 4721-nucleotide messenger RNA. Its product is annotated as alpha1,4-N-acetylgalactosaminyltransferase 1. Lineage: Eukaryota; Metazoa; Arthropoda; Insecta; Blattodea; Termopsidae. Gene Ontology annotation, molecular function: alpha-1,4-N-acetylgalactosaminyltransferase activity. Gene Ontology annotation, biological process: glycosphingolipid biosynthetic process. The record is from RefSeq and is a predicted model, not a curated record.